UCUCAUUUGUAAUGUGACUUUUUCCAAACGAUUUUGCUCUUGUUUUCAUUUAGAUUUUAAUUUCUUUUUCUCUUAAUUGUUAUUGUGAAUUUGAUUAAUCACUCGUUGACUUUUUCAUCGUAUUCAGAUAAUCACUUGAAUUGAUUGAUGAUUAAAUUGUGAUCUUUUCCAUUGGAAUCAAAAUGUAAUCAAAUGAAUGUGAAUCUUUUUGCUUUUUGUCAACAUUGAAAAUGCGUAAACAUCAGUAACGUUUUUCUGGUUUAUCAUUUAUCUUGUCUCAUAAUUUAAUUAUCUCCCUUUUCCUAUGUUAUUUAAUUGUUUUAUUUUCCAUUAAUUGUCACCAAUUCAACCUGACAUUAUACUAUUUUCACCAAUUCCAAUUCCAAUCCAAACACUACCUUAAUCUUGUUUAUCUUGACAAUUUUAUCUUUUAUUAUAUUGAUUGUUUUCUGAUAUUGACUUUUUUUGGUGACGAUUUCCCAUCUAUGUGAUGUAAUUAACUCUGCUGACUAAUUGUGAUAUUUUAAAUCUCUACCUUCUAGUUUACAAUUAACAUGCUCAUGUGAUGAUCAAUUGAGAAUCAAUUUCAAUUACAAUUGACUCACAAAAUUAAUGUCUUUGUGAUCUUCAAUCUAAUUGACCCAUUGAGAAAAUGUUACUUCCUGGUACACAGGUUAACCUAAGGAUCUCCUUUACUUUAAUUAUCCUGACAAUUUAUGGAUUUAAUUGUGUUAAUUGUUGCAGUGAAUUGUUUGUUAAUCAUUUGGGUACAACAACAAAAGAUAUGUCAAUAGAAGAAGGAGAUUCAAUGGAAAUCAAUUGUACUCUAUUCACAUCGUCAAUGGAUCUUCCCGAUGGUAGAAACGUUCAAAUCAAUUCUAAAAUGUUAUUCUUUAAAUAUAAUGGAUCAAGAAUUGACUCUUCAAGGAUUCAAAUUGUUGACAAUUUAACAAUUGGAUUUAAAAUAUUAUCAACAACAACCUCCGAGAACGGUUAUUAUAUGUGCUAUUUGGACACUGGUGAAAUUAAUGUUAAACCCAAAGCAAUUUGUGCAACUUAUGUUUCAAUUUCUCGGCCACCAAGUGUUGAUGAUAAUUUCAAUCUUAAUUGUCUUGGUUAUGAUUUGAAAAAUUUAACUUGUUCAUGGGAUCUUGAGGAUUAUAAUAUCGCCACUAAAUAUGAUUUAAGUAUCGUAAUUGCUGAUAAUUUGACCUAUUCUAAUUGUCCCAAUCGAAAGGAUAAAAAUAUUUGUACAUUUAGUACAAAGGACGAAUCACCUUACCUGAUUUCUGAUAAAAAUUUACGAUUUCGUUUGGAUGUAAGCAACAAAUAUGGAUCGAUCUCCAAAAUCUAUCAAAUAGAUCACUAUUCAAACGUGAUUCUCAGUCCAAUCGUCAACGUUUAUCCAAAUUAUAUCGGUUCAGGGUUCGCAUAUAUUAAUUGGGACCCACCGAACAGUAUAAUUCAUGAUGAUUACCUAACCAGUAUCACUGAAUAUCAACUCAAGGUUUAUCCAGUUAAACGUGAUAACUUAUCAGUGGAAUACAAUAUUUAUUAUGAUAAAGUGAUUCAAGCCAAAUAUGCACAAUCAAUUUUAAUUAAACAAUCACGAUAUUAUAAUAUAACAAAUUUGAUUCCAUUUACAAGAUACAACAUUGAGAUUCGUUGUCGAUUCAAAACCAAUGUCGCUUCAGGCCAAUGGAGUGACGCUACUUUGGGUUCCAUUGAAACUCGACCUGAUGUGCCUUACUUAUAUCCAAUCUUACAACCAGGAGGAUUUGAAUUGGUUGAGAAAGAUUCUCAUAAACAAGAUGUGGUCAUUUACUUUAAUAAAGUGGACAAGAUAAAUAUAAAUGGACCAAAUUUCACUUAUGUCAUUAAGAUUAUCCCGUUAAGUGUUAUUACCAAUACUUCAUUGGAUUCGAUUCAAUCAUCAGCAUUGUCAUUAUCUUAUUCAUCGCCAAGUUAUUCACAAUCAUCAAUGAUUAGCUCUGAAUUGGUGGGCAAUGUUGGUCAAAAAUUAUCGCCAUCGAAACCUUGUAAAUUGUCACUUUCGGUGAAAACGGAAAAGCCGAUAAUUGAACAUGUGCCUGAGGGUGAAUUUGAUAGUUGUACCUUUGAAAAUUUGAAUACUUCCUUUGACUAUAAGAUUGAAAUGCUUUCCUACAAUUCACUUGGAUUUUCAUCUGGUUCCAGUGUCAUGAUAGUUCCUGGUAAUUCAAUGAAUAAAAUUCAUCCCGGAGUCGAUCAAUUUUAUGCAAUUAACUGGAGUGGUGAUAAUUAUACACUCUUUUGGAAAGUUUCAUCAACUAAAUCAAUCAAACGAUUCACAAUCUUUUGGUGUGAAGUAAUUGACGAUUUACCUCAAUGUGACUUUAAUCUUGAUUAUAUUCACAUACCUGAAAAUGAAACAUCAACUCACCUUGAGAUCAAUUUGACCGAAGUGAAAUUUGGUAUCUCCGUUAUCGAUUAUAACUAUGGACUAUCAAGUGGCAUCAAAUGGGCAAAUUGUAUCGAGAAUGAUGGUCCAUAUUUAAAGGUCAAAAAUCGUUUCAAGCGAUUCAACAUAGUUUCAGAUGGAUCAAAUUCUAUUAGAGUAACUUGGAAACUCGAUUGUCCAGCAUUAGGACAUUUUAUCGAUCAUUAUGAGAUCAGUUAUUGUCAAAUGGAUUCUCCAUGUAUCAAGACAUUUACGAAUAACAACAUUUCCCGUUCAUCGUACGAAUACACUAUCGAAGAUCUUAAAUCGAGUACAGUUUAUAAUGUUACCAUUCGAGCGGUGACCAUUCGAGGAGAGAUUUUGGAAAGUCCAACGAUAACCGUUGAGACGAAAAUCAAUAUAUUUUCUUUCGCGUUUGGAGUACUCGUCAUGGUGAUAGGAAUUCUUGUAACCCUAUUAAUGGUUUACUCUCUAUUCCUUUGCACAAUUAAAAAACGAAAAGACGAACGAGCAUUGAAAGAAUCAGUUGAUUCCAAUUGGAUUCCCAAAAUGCCGUCACGAUUAAAAGGAGAUGCAAACAUUUUACUUAACCCAUUGGCUCGAGAGACUCGAAAUGAAUACGAAAACAAAGAGUACAUGAAUAGCGGAUCGAAUACUAAUCUAAACAAAUUAAACACCAAAGGAUUUAAUUCGAGAUUCGAUCAACAAUUAACAAAAGAUUGUAAAAACAACGUGUUCAUUUUAUCGACAAUCAGUGGGAAUAAUCAGCUGACCGAUAUAAUCCCAUGUACAGCAUCAUCUUCAUCUUCAUCUGUAUCACCGUCAUCAUCUUCAUCUUCAUCAAUUACCGGAGAACCGGAUGAAGGAUUAGAAUUAACUUGUUCCAUUGGUAAUAAUGAGAAAAUUGUUGCAAAUAGGAAGAGUUUAAUUAAAUCAUUUUCUUCUGUAUCAUCGACAUCAUCUCGACGGAUGAGAUGUCGCAAAUUAUCUGAUGGUGGUGGAUGUGAUUCGGAAGAUUCUGGUUAUUCAACUAAAUUGUCAGAUAAAACUGUUUACUAUGAAGGUGAUAAAUUUACGAUGGAGGGUUUGAUUAAAUCAAUUGAUGAAAAUUCACCUUAUAUUGUUGUACCUGAAGAUAAAAGCUCAGGUAUGACAGUUGACAAAGUCAUCCAUUCAUCAGCUGAUUCAAAUGUAAAUAACAACGAUUAUGUAACAGUUAAUUAUAGUCUUUCUGAUUCUGAUUUAAGUUAUGAUCAAACAAAUGAUGGAACAGCAAUAACAAUCAACAAUGAUGACUAUCGACUAUCAAUUAAUGAUUACCUUCAAUCUGAUGAUGAUGAGCCAGUUGAUAUUAAUACAGUUUCCAAUGGUUACGUUUAUGCUUAACAAUUAGUUAAUUAAUAUCCAUUCUAUCAAAUCGUAUUAUUGUAAAAUCUCAAUUCCCAAUGAUUCAAAUUCACUUGUCAAAUAUUUUCACCCAAAAAAAAUGAUUCUCUCAAUUUCCUUCUUGAAUCUAAAUCAAAUAUUUUGUAUCAUCUUUUAAUCAAAUUUGAUUCCCUUUCAAUCAAUUUAAAUCCAAUUGAAAUUCAA
Panonychus citri (citrus red mite) is the source of this 4030-nucleotide messenger RNA. RefSeq lists its product as uncharacterized. Bases 653 to 3826 code for a protein of 1057 amino acids. Lineage: Eukaryota; Metazoa; Arthropoda; Arachnida; Trombidiformes; Tetranychidae. The record is from RefSeq and is a predicted model, not a curated record. Gene Ontology annotation, molecular function: protein binding. The transcript is spliced from 3 exons.